AUGUCGGCUCUGUUGAAAAACGUCACUAAUUGCAUUUGGCAUGCAUUCGACUCACUGCAAAGCGGCGAUUUGGUGCACAAAUCGAAAUUGAAGGUUCUUACAGCAAAUAUCGGCACAUUGCUGGACCUGUACGGCGUGGAGAAAGGCUUGGACCACUUCCGGUCAUCGUCGGAGCUGACGUUUGACGAGUUCAGACAUUACCUUCAGCACGAGGUGUUCAGCUCACUGCCGAAGACCGUUACCCUGCCCGUCGUGAGAGAGUACGAGAAGAAGAUAAGCGAGGUGUGCUGGUUCGUGUGCCGCAAAAGCCUGCUGAAGCGCGACAAGCCGGUUUUCGGUGACGAGUCUGUGUUCAAACUCUUCAGGAUAUUCUGCCUGUUGGCUGACCUGGUGCUUGACGCCGAUGAGACGGACCGAUACGUGGUGGUCCUCCAGCCGUCGGAAGCGGGAAUAGUCGCCGAGCAGCUGGUCCACUGCUUGGGGCUGCGCUGGGAUGCGGCCGAUUGGGAGGCGCUGGGCUCUUCAAUCGGCCACUUCAGGUGGGCGGCGUUCCUCGCGGUGCUGGAGGCCAAGUACUGCUGCGACCAGCAGCUGCACUCCGAGGCGCUAGUGGAGGCGGUCGACGAGAUAUACGACGUGUUCAUCGAGGACAUAAUCAAGAAGGGCUACCUCUACAAGCGGGGCUACCUAUUGCCGACGAUGCGCGAGUACUGGUGCGUGUUGCAGCCCUGCGCGCUCACGUACUAUAAAAGCUCGUCGCAAAAGGAGCAGUGUGGAAGGAUCGCCAUCGAUGAGUACUGCUCAGUUGAGGCGGCAGCUGGCGAGGGCAAGCUGCAGAGGUUCCAGCUAAUCACGCCCGAGAGGACUUUUGAAUUUGGAACGCAAGACCAUAAGAGCAGGUUGCAGUGGGUGUCUGCUCUGCGGCAGGCUGCGGCGGUGUCGGGGGGCGCCGAGGGUUACCAGAGGAGGGCCAGGGCGGGGCGGAGGGGGGCGGGGGCGAGGCGGGAGCGGGAGGCGCGGGAGACGCGCGCUCGUCUGCAGCACGAGGUGCGGGCGCGCCUCGCCGCAGAAGCCCAAGCACAAGAAUUAGCCGAGUUAUCCCAGAAAGAUAACAAAAAAUUAGAGGAAUUGAAGAACGCACAAGCAGAACUAGAAAGGCUUUUGCAAGAGGAAACGCAGGCGAAGAGGGAUGAAGAAAUCGUGAGGGCACUACAAGCAAGAGUCUUAGCAGAAGAAUGGGAAAGAAGAGAAGAAUUAGAACGUCUUCAAGAGGAACAAAAUAGAAUGCUAGAAGAGGAAAGACUGAAGAGGAAACAGUUUGAGUUGCUGCAAGCGGAGAAAGAGACACAAUUCAGAGAGGCACAGAGGAGACUAAAAGAGUUGGAGCAAGAGAAGCAGCGACUCGACGCGGAACUAAAAGCAGCGCAAGAGAAAAUAUCAAAGACUGAACACAACGCACAGGCACUUCAUGUACAAUUAAGGGACCAUCCGAUAUUCCGUAACGGAGAGAGGGCCCGUCGCGCUCUCUCGUUCGUGCCAACCACAAAAAGUUCCUCCGACACUUUGAUAGAUGUCAAAGCUGUAAGACAUCUCAAAGUCCUUGACGACGAAGAAAAACUA
Messenger RNA from Iphiclides podalirius (scarce swallowtail), 1620 nucleotides. The record is from the annotation of a GenBank genome assembly. NCBI's taxonomy places the organism in Eukaryota, Metazoa, Arthropoda, Insecta, Lepidoptera, Papilionidae.